UUCAGAAGAAGAAGAAUCAGAAGAAGAAUCCUCACAGUGCGUCAUGUACGCAGACGCUAGCACAGCGGCGCUAAUGUUUACAAGCUAAUUCUGUUGCGAGAUCUUCCCCGUUUAUCGAAACAAUUCAAUAUGGGGAAGAGAGAUAAUCGAGUGGCUUAUGUCAACCCGAUAGCUGCCGCAAGAGCCAGAGGACCCGUCCAGUCAUCUGGACCUACCAUUCAAGAUUAUCUGAGUCGGCCGCGGCCAACAUGGGAAGAGGUGAAAGAGCAACUGGAAAAGAAGAGGAAGGGCUCCAAAGCCCUGGCUGAUUUUGAGGACAAAAUGAAUGAGAGAUGGAGAAAGGAGCUGGCAAAAAAUAGAGAAAAGCUAUUGGGUGGAGGUGACAAGGAGAAGGAAAAAAAGGCAAUGGAUAAAGACAAAAAGAUAAUUGAUAAGGAAAAAGAGAAGGAGGAGAAGAAAGAGAAAAAAGAGAAGAAGAAGAAGGAUAAGAAGAAAUCCAAUCGGCAUUCUUCAUCUUCCUCCUCUUCAUCGAGUUCUGAUUCCUCCAGCAGCUCUUCCUCAGAAUCUGAAGACGAGGAUGAAAAGAAGAGUUUGAAAAAGAAGCGGAAAAGGAAGAAGUCCUCAGCCAGAAAAGCAUCAGAUGGUUCAGCUGUAGAGUCAGACGCUGAGAGCAAGAAGAAGAAAAGAAUAAAGGAGGAAGGGGACAAAGACAAGGAAGAAAAGAGCCGUCGAAGGAAGAGGAAGGCUGAGCGAAGUCAUAAAGAGUCCUCAGACUCAUCUGCUGACUCUGAUGGAGAGGAGAGUGUUGAAGCCAAGAAGAAAAAGAGAAGUAGUGAGGAGAAAGAAAGAAUUACAGAAAAGUCCAAGAAGAAGAGGAAAAGGAAACAUAAGAAGCAUGGGAGGAAGAAGAAGAAGAAGACAGCAUCUCACUCAGGCUCAGAGUACGACUAGGAUGUGUUGCUUUUAGAUCCUCACAUCCUCUAUCUGACAAUUUGCUCAUAGAUUUGUGUUUUGUUAUUUUUGGCCUGGAACCUUUAAAAACGUCUCCCAUUCAACGUUGGACAUCCCACCUGGGGAAGGAAGCUAUAUUUUUUUCUUUAAUGCUGGUUUCUUUCAGUGAUUGAAAACUUUGAUUUGGCAGGUUAAAAAGAACCUUAACUUAAAGGAUAUUUCUCCUACAUGGCAACUAUACAGCUUUUGUUUAUUUUACUACCAUAUUUUUUAUUUUUAUGCUCUUUUUCCUAGCUGAUAUUAAAAAAUUUGAAUUCCAUAUCUGCCAGAGGCCGUUAUGUGACCCGUCACAAGGAUUCAAGUGGCUUAGCGAAGGCAAAUGGCCAAUUGUUUGGACUAGGCUUGAGAUUUUUCCACUUUUGAAAUCCUUAUGUGUAUAAGUGGAAAAGGCCGUGGGCCCCAGUGUACAUUUGUGAUUCAUCAAGAGCCUGGUUUUCCUCUCGCAGUUACAAGUUAUAUUGUGAAGGGGUCCUAUUUUAGCAGCACUAAUUUUGAUUUUAUCUAUGCUGGCUCUCCAAGUUCCAGUGUUUUACACCUGGACAUCUUGUAUUUAUAAUUCUGAAGUCACUUGACAGUGAGGCUGUUAUGCUAGUGCCUGUGUCAUGCAUGUAUACCCAGUGACCUCUCUUUGUCUUGCCAGCCUCAUAUUGAAGUUGGACUUGUGAUAGAAAUGUCAGUUAUGGUCAACAUUUAUACAAGGGAAACUGUUCCACUAAAAGAUGAGUUGACUUCCACAGAAUAAAGUAUUCUUGUUUUAGUCUCGACCUCAGGUAUUUAUUUUUAACUUCAAUCAUGCAUUUGGAGGA
Messenger RNA from Lampris incognitus (smalleye Pacific opah), 1817 nucleotides. It is a transcript of the gene fam133b, whose product is annotated as family with sequence similarity 133 member B. NCBI's taxonomy places the organism in Eukaryota, Metazoa, Chordata, Actinopteri, Lampriformes, Lampridae. Bases 130 to 951 code for a protein of 273 amino acids. The record is from RefSeq and is a predicted model, not a curated record. The transcript has 11 exons.